CCCACCCACCACACCUCCCACCGCAACUCAUAUCAACAUGUCUGUCAACGUCGGAAUCAACGGCUUCGGUCGAAUUGGACGAAUCGUCUUCCGAAAUGCCAUCGAGCACGGUAAAGCAAAGGUCGUCGCCAUCAACGACCCCUUCAUUGACCUCGAGUACAUGGUAUACAUGCUCAAGUACGACUCCACCCACGGCAAGUUCCCCGGUGAGGUCUCCACCAAGGACGGCAAGCUCGUCGUCAACGGCACUGCCAUCCAGGUCUUUGCCGAGCGUGACCCCGCCUCGAUCCCUUGGGGCUCUGCCAACGCCCACUACGUCGUCGAGUCGACUGGUGUCUUCACCACCACUGAGAAGGCCUCUGCCCACUUGAAGGGUGGUGCCAAGAAGGUCGUCAUCUCUGCCCCCUCUGCCGACGCCCCCAUGUACGUGUGCGGUGUCAACCUCGACUCCUACGACCCCAAGGUCGAGGUCGUGUCCAACGCCUCGUGCACCACCAACUGUCUCGCUCCCCUGGCCAAGGUCAUCAACGACAAGUUCGGCCUGGUCGAGGGUCUGAUGACCACUGUGCACGCCACCACUGCCACCCAGAAGACCGUCGAUGGUCCCUCUGGCAAGGACUGGCGAGGUGGCCGAUCGGCCUCUACCAACAUCAUCCCUUCGUCCACUGGUGCCGCCAAGGCCGUGGGCAAGGUCAUUCCUUCGCUGAACGGCAAGCUGACCGGUAUGGCCUUCCGAGUGCCCACCACCAACGUCAGUGUGGUGGACCUGACCUGCAGGCUGGAGAAGGGUGCUUCCUACGAUGAGAUCAAGGCCGAGGUGAAGCGUGCCUCUGAGAACGAGUACAAGGGUAUCCUGGGCUACACCGAGGACGCCAUUGUCUCCACCGACCUCAACGGAACCACCUACUCUUCGAUGUUCGAUGCUACUGCCGGCAUCUCGCUGAACAACAACUUUGUCAAGCUGGUCUCGUGGUACGACAACGAGAUGGGUUACUCUCGCCGUGUCAUUGACCUGCUGGUCUUCAUGGCCGAGAAGGACGCUUCCGCGUAGGUUGACCGUGGGCAUGUAGAGGUGGAUCAAAGGGAAUCAGAGCUACACUGCUCUGUGGAAAAUCAAGCAAUUGGGUCCUGACUCUGGGUCUCCCUUCUCCCUUUCUCUCUCCUUUCCCCUCUCUCUCUCUCCUGUGAUACUGCGCUUGGCUCUAUUGAUAGCACGUCGAAGCUAUGAAGCUGGAAUACUUGAUGGAAACCAAUGACAUCGUUGGCAUAGAC
Messenger RNA from Microstroma glucosiphilum, 1272 nucleotides. RefSeq names its product glyceraldehyde 3-phosphate dehydrogenase. Lineage: Eukaryota; Fungi; Basidiomycota; Exobasidiomycetes; Microstromatales; Microstromataceae. Bases 38 to 1051 code for a protein of 337 amino acids. The record is from RefSeq and is a predicted model, not a curated record. The transcript is spliced from 3 exons. Gene Ontology annotation, molecular function: oxidoreductase activity, acting on the aldehyde or oxo group of donors, NAD or NADP as acceptor; NAD binding; NADP binding. Gene Ontology annotation, biological process: glucose metabolic process.